Liolophura sinensis is the source of this 6699-nucleotide messenger RNA. RefSeq lists its product as uncharacterized. Gene Ontology annotation, molecular function: metal ion binding; nucleic acid binding; hydrolase activity. Bases 1 to 6567 code for a protein of 2188 amino acids. NCBI's taxonomy places the organism in Eukaryota, Metazoa, Mollusca, Polyplacophora, Chitonida, Chitonidae. The transcript is spliced from 51 exons. The record is from RefSeq and is a predicted model, not a curated record.
AUGGAACUCGGACCAACCACUGAGUCAUCGACUGGAACAACUACUGAGUCAUCGACUGGACCAACUACUGAGUCAGCUACUGCACCAACUACUGGACAGCCCAACAGUGGUGAUUGGUUACAAGAGUCAUGUGACAUACCAGCAGAUAGCCAGUGCACAAAAGGCUCACAACGUUUGCUGCUGAUUUCACUGGAUGGAUUUAGAGCGGAUUAUCUCCAGCGAAAUGUGACUCCUGUGAUUAGCAGGCUAACUCAGUGUGGAGUCCACACCCCUUACUUACGCUCUGUGUUUCCCACCAUGACGUUCCCUAACCAUUACAGUAUAGUUACAGGUUUGUAUCCCGAAUCAAGUGGCAUUGUGGGUAACACGAUGUAUGAUGAAGAGAUCGGGGAGCUGUUCAAACUGAGUAGUGACGAAAAGUUGAACCCAGCCUGGUGGAAAGGAGAACCUAUCUGGAUCACCGCAAAGAAACAAGGCAAGAAAACAGCUGCCUAUUUUUGGGUGGGAUCAGACGUUAACAUAUCAGGUAUUUACCCUGAUACGUGGCAUCUGUUUGAUUCCCGUGUGCCUUAUGACACCCGUAUUGACACUGUGCUGAACUGGACUUCAUCAACUGACCCUGACAAGCCUGACCUCAUGCUGACCUACUUCAAUGAACCUGACCAUAAGGGACAUGGUGUUGGACCAAAAGCUGAAGAGAUGGACGAAAUUCUCAAAUCUGUCGAUAGUUACAUUGGGAAGUUGAUGAAUGGCUUGACACAAAAGGGUCUCCACCAUUGUUUGAACAUUGUCAUUCUGGCAGAUCAUGGCAUGACUACCACUAGCUGUAGUCGUGAGGUCAAUUAUUCAUACUACACAGACACGAGGCGGUUUUAUACCCAGGGCGGAACUUACGGCCAUAUUAACACCCGACUGAUGAACAACUUCACGAGAUAUGAGACUGAACAAUCUGUCAGCAGUGUGGUAGAAGAUCUAGAAUGUAAGUCUGAGAGGAUGAAGGUUUUCACCAAAGAGACAGUCCCCAAACGACACCAUGUCCUCAACUCAAACAGGAUUGGUAACAUUCUGUUGGAAGUCGAGGACAGGUGGCUGCUUAAAAAUGGUCCCAGACGUAGCAGCUGUUUUCUGAGCGGAAAUCAUGGAUACGACAACAUUUACAAGAGCAUGCAGGGAUUGUUUUUGGCGUAUGGACCUGCAUUUAAACAACGCACAGAAGUGAAAACUUUUGAGAAUAUAGAGUUGUACAACCUGAUGUGUGAUGUCUUGGGUAUUCAACCUGCCCCUAACAACGGUACCCAGGGGUCUUUGGAUCAUCUUCUCCGCAACCCUCCCCAACCUCCAUCACAUCCCACAUCAGGGGCAGACAACUGUGUCCUUGUCAACAGGAUUCCGAAACCCCCUUGUAGGUGUGAUAAUCAGCUCUGGACUGGUGCUGCUACUGUUCCACCAAUCAAUGGUCCCCCUCUCCAAACUCCCGUUCCUGUUGCUAUGGCGAGUAGUGAUUCUUGUCACCUUAGCAAUGAGGCUAACUUCAGCGUCUUGUAUAGCCACACCCACAACAUGCCACUGUGGGCUUCCUUCAGUCUCACAGUACAGGACUCGUGGAAUCUGACCAAUGAAACCUUGUCUGAUGCACGUGGGUGUGUGCGAGAUGAUCCCAGAAUUCAGAGUCCUAUGAGCGAUGUGUGGUGUCAAAUAGAAGCAGAAAAUUUCACCAAAGGUUACUUAUUUGAACCAGUGUUUGCAACAUCUCCAGAGGCAUUUGACAAGUCUCAUUCCUCGUCUAAUAUCGCUCUCAUGAAACGAGGCUUUUCUGAAGGUGCCUGGAGCUUCUUGUUGAGUCUGAUGGUGGAUUACUCCCAUCAGUACGGCAGCUUCAGUGUGGUGACCGGGCCAGUCUGGGACAGAGACGCUGACGGACACGCAGACAAGCUCAGCAACGCAACACUGUACCUAAAUGCCAGUACCCCGGUACCCAUCCCCACCCAUUACUACAUCGUUAUGAUGAAGUGUUCUGACACCACAGAGAGGUCAUGUGACCAGGGGGGCGUGGACAUCGUAUCGUUUGUUCUCCCUCACGUAAACGUGAUACCCAAUUGCUUGGAACCAUUGGCAUACCUGAAGGACAAUGUGGUGAGAAUACGAGACAUUGAACUGCUAACAGGACUUCAGUUCUUCACUGAGCUGGAAUCAACAAUGGCCGCCCGGCUGAGGACCUUCCUGCCAGUUACAAUAUGGCCGACAACGCUUGAGCCAGUCCAUGUUCGAUGGAUGGAUUUACCCUGCGAGGUUCCUGCCAACCCACAGUGUCCAGGAAACUCAAAGCCAUUGUUGUUAAUCUCUGUGGAUGGAUUUAGAGCGGAUUAUCUCCAGCGAAAUGUGACUCCUGUGAUUAGCAGGCUAGCUCAGUGUGGAGUCCACACCCCUUACUUACGCUCUGUUUUUCCCACCAUGACGUUCCCUAACCAUUACAGUAUAGUUACAGGCUUGUAUCCUGAAUCACAUGGCAUUGUGGGUAAUACAAUGUAUGAUGAAGAAAUCGGGGAAUUGUUCAAACUGAGUAGUGAUGUAAAGUUGAACCCAGCCUGGUGGGAAGGAGAACCCAUUUGGAUCACAGCCAAGAAGCAAGGAAAAAAAACUGCAGCUUACUUUUGGGUGGGGUCGGAUGUCAAUAUAUCCGGAAUCUACCCUGAUGAGUGGCAUUUGUACAGUGGGAGCGUGAGCUACGACACCCGUGUAAAGCGCGUGCUAGACUGGGUGUCAUCCUCGGACUCAGACAAGCCUGACCUUAUGCUGACCUACUUUGAUGAGCCUGACCAUGAAGGACAUGGCAAAGGUCCUGAUGACCCUAAAAUAGAUGAAACUCUAAGAACAAUUGAUGAAUUCAUUGAGAUACUCAUGGAUGGUUUAGCCAUCAGGGGUCUCCAUCAGUGUGUCAAUAUUAUGCUUUUGGCUGAUCAUGGUAUGGCUGCAACUGACAGUAAAACUCGGGAAGUGGAUUAUGCUGAUUUCACGGACACACGUCGCUUUCUGACGGACGCGGGAACUUACGGUCACAUCAACACGAAAUUGAUGGCCAACUACACUCGAUACGCAACGGAACAGUCUGUCAGCAGUGUGGUAGAAGAUCUGGAAUGUAAGUCGGAGAUGAUGAAGGUUUUCACCAAAGAGACAGUCCCUAAACGACACCAUGUCCUCAACUCAAACAGGAUUGGUAACAUUCUAUUGGAGGUCGAGGACACUUGGCUGUUAAAUGAUGGCAAGAAAGGCAGAAGUGGACUGAAGGGUAACCAUGGUUACGAUAACAUCUACAAGAGCAUGGAGGCCCUGUUUAUAGCAUAUGGCCCUGCCUUCAAACAACAUCUGGGAACGCCACCAUUUGAGAACAUAGAGCUGUACAACCUGAUGUGUGAUGUCCUGGGCAUUAAUCCCGCCCCGAACAACGGCACUGAGGGUUCCCUCUAUCAUCUCCUCAGAAACCCUCCCCAACCGCCAUCACAGCCCACAUCAGGGGCAGCCAACUGUCUCCCUGUCAACAGGACUCCGGAUCCCCCAUGUAGUUGUGAAGAUCAGGUACCUGGAGUUGGCGGUGUGGCGGUUUCAUCCACAGAUCACCCCCCUCAGCAGCAUCCAGUCCCUGUCUCAUCUGCCAGGACCAGUUCCUGUAAAUUGACCAACACUGACUAUGAUGUCUUUUACGGAGACUCGGAUAGUGUUCCUUACUGGGCAUCAUUUAUCUUGUCUCUUGACAACUCUAGGAACAUAACUUCAGGGAAUAUUUCUGCUGUUCGUGGUUGUAUUCGUGAUGAUGGAAGGGUGAUAGGAAACACGAGUAACAUCUGGUGUCAAGAACAACAGGAUUUAAGACCCGGCUACCUGUUUGAGCCUUAUUUUUCCUCCUCACUGCAGUCAUUGCCAGAAUCCCAGAAGACAACCAACAUUGUGCCAAUGCAUGAUGGAUUUUUACGAGGAGCCUGGAGCUUCUUGUUGAGUCUGAUGGUGGAUUACUCCCAUCAGUACGGCAGCCUCAGUGUGGUGACCGGGCCAAUCUGGGACAGAGACGCUGACGGACACGCAGACAAUCUCAACAACGCAGCACCCUACCUGGAUGGAGAAGAUAAGGUACCCAUCCCCACCCAUUACUACAUCGUUAUGAUGAAGUGUUCUGACGCCACAGAGACGUCAUGUGAUCAGGGGGGCGUGGACAUCGUAUCAUUUGUCCUCCCUCACCUAAACACGAUACCUAAUUGCAUGGAGCCGUUGGCAUACCUGAAGGACAAUGUGGUGAGAAUACGAGACAUUGAACUGCUAACAGGACUUCAGUUCUUCACUGAGCUGGAAUCAACAAUGGCCGCCCGGCUGAGGACCUUCCUGCCAGUUACAAUAUGGCCGACAUCAUUGGAGCCAACAAACUGGAUUGAUUUGCCAUGUCCAGAAGUUAAAGAUGCUAGUUGUCCUCCUGGUACACCUCCACUGAUUCUUAUUGGCUUGGACGGGUUUGGAGCUGACCUUCUGAAGAGGAACGUAACCCCGGUGGUACAACGACUGGGCCAAUGUGGGGUUCACGCACCUUACAUGAGACCUGUCUACCCCACGCUGACAUUCCCCAACAUGUACUCCAUUGUCACAGGCCUGUAUCCUGAGUCACAUGGUAUCGUCGCCAACUCGAUGUACGACAAAGUUUUAGAUGAGCGUUUCUCCAUCAGAACAUCAGGAAGAUCUGACCCUGCCUGGUGGGGUGGGGAACCAAUUUGGAACUCAGCUGUUAAACAGGGGAAGACGGCAAACUGUUACUUCUGGACAGGAAGUGAUAUCAGAAUACAAGGUAUGCUGCCAAACGUGUCUUUUCCAUAUUCCAACAGUGUUUCCUAUGAAGAGCGAGUGUCGACAGUGCUGAAGUGGCUAGACUUACCAGAACAAGAGCGACCAGACUUUAUCAGUCUGUACUUCCAUGAGCCAGACUACACCAUUCACAGGCAAGGAACAGAUUCUGUAAAGACGGAUGAAGCCCUGAAGCUAGUAGACAGCAUGGUGGGACGGCUGAUGGACGGACUGGUGCGGAGAAACCUACAGACUUGUGUUAAUAUCAUUGUUGUGGCAGAUCACGGUAUGGUGGACACAUCUUGUGAGCAACAGGUGAAGCUAAAAGAUUACCUGGAAAGAACAAAGAUGAACCAGGUGUAUAUUUAUAACGGAGCUGAUGGACAACUGGCAACCUCCUACAGAUAUGAGAACAAAAGCAUUGUCCCCAACACACCACCAGAAUCCACUGAGGAGUACCUGGAGAUGUUGCAAUGUAUUAAUGAGUCUCACCUGAGAGUUGUGGAUAAGAAGUACUCUCCAGUGCGGAACCACUAUAGGAACAAUGAUAGAAUACCUGAGAUAUUGCUCCAAUCGGAUCCGGGCUGGCUGGUCAGCAGAUUUGGAUAUAGUUGUAAAGGGGCCAGCCAUGGCUGGGAUAAUCGUUUUUCUCAACUUGGGAGUUUAUUUGUUGCCCAAGGACCAUCGUUCAAAAACCAGCUAGAAAUUGAACCGUUUGAGAGCAUUGAACUCUACAAUCUCAUGUCAGAGUUGUUGGGCAUCACACCAGCUCCUAACAAUGGAACCCCUGGGGCCUUGAACCACGUCCUCAAGUCCAGCAGACCCAUACAGGGGUUCACUCCACGGACCACACCUGGAGUUUGCUCCUUUUCCUGGGGUGAUUCUAACAGGACCAGGGCACUCAGCUGUUCCUGUAACAACAGCCAGGCAGAUAAUCGCCAGAUACAGACCCUGAGCAGUGUGAACACAUCACAGGCAGCUGAUGUCGAGUAUGGGCCGCCACAAAUUGUCUCCCUUGGAGAACAGAAUCUCUGCUAUUUGCAACAGGACGUCUUCACAACAGGUUUUAACAUGGAGCUGCAUCACCCCUGGUGGAUUUUCUUCCUUCUGUCUUCAGCCACGUCACCUCCAGAUGAUACAGCCAGUGAGGCAGACUGUGUACUGGAUGACCCCAGAGUUCCUCUUCCAGCAGAGUUCACCUGUUCAACGACCACCCCUAAUCUAACCUUGACCUCACUUCUUCCUCAAGGUUUCAUUGGGAACUACUCAAAGCUUUCAACUGCUUCGGUGUUGAUGUACCGCGGUUUUAAAACAGGAAUAUGGUCUAGACUAUUAGCAAUGGUACAGAAGUGGGCAGGCUUUCCGUUACCCAUUUCCGUGACAACAGGACCAAUCUUUGAUAACAACAGUGAUGGCUUGGCAGACACACCUCAACAAAUCAGAAAUUCAACUGAUGCUCAAGAGGAAGAACUUCCGCUAGCCACUCAUUUUUACCUGUCAUUAGUGAGGUGUGAGAAGUUAGUUACUGGCAGCUGUGAAAAGUAUGGAGUUUUGUCAUUCGUCUUACCUCAUCUAGAUCACAUACCAGAUUGUUGGGACUCUACGGGCUAUUUGCUUGACAAUGUGGUUCGGAUUCGGGACAUCGAACUGUUAACAGGUUUACAAUUUCUCACACAAACAAUACCGCCUGAAAGAGCCUUGAAACUCCGUCUGUAUUUGCCAACAGCAUUGUGGAAUUCAACUUAAUCCAUUCCAGUCGUCAAUAAUCAAAAUACGAAAACAAAGUACUUAACAAUACGUGUAUAGUCAGCAUGUUUAACAGAUUUCGUAUCAUAUUUUUAUCUUUUGGAAUUGAUAAAUACAGACCUAUAUUUUGUA